Molecule: messenger RNA, 1766 nt
Organism: Capsicum annuum
Lineage: Eukaryota; Viridiplantae; Streptophyta; Magnoliopsida; Solanales; Solanaceae
Product: xyloglucan O-acetyltransferase 3
Exons: 4
Coding region: 179-1534 (451 amino acids)
Cellular component (GO): Golgi apparatus
Molecular function (GO): O-acetyltransferase activity
Source: RefSeq, a predicted model, not a curated record
UUUAAACACACCUCCAAAUGCCUAGACAUUUCUCCCUGUUUUCAUCUGUUCCCACUUUCCUCCUUGCUGCUAUUUUUCUACUUACAACUCCGAUCCAAAUCAAAGCAAUUAACUAAGUAUUUGAUUUUCACUUACAUCUUCUACUUCUCUCCUUGUGUUUAACCAAAGAAAUUUAACGAUGGAUUUGUGUAAUUCUGUACAAACUCGAAAGAAUGUUGGGAAUAAUUUUUUCAAGGGGGAGAAAUUUCUAAGUUUGGGAAGCCCUGUAUUUUUAUUGCUCUAUUCACUCUUUCUAAGUAUGAUUUUUAGCUGCUACAUGCUUCGUUUUCCCUUCAGUCCAAGCAUCAAGUUCCCAAGCAAAGAUUCAGCUCCUCAUACUACCUCCUUACACAUUAGCACUAUUAAUCAGUCUAAACCUUCAGAUGAUAACGGGUCCGAUUGUGACUUGUUCAAUGGUAGCUGGGUUCUAGAGCAGAUGGGUAGUAAUUCCCUGUAUUAUACAAACUUGAGCUGUCCAACAAUCCCUUAUUCGAAAAACUGUUUGUUGAAUGGAAGGCCAGAUGAAGAAUUCAUGCACUGGAAAUGGAAACCUGAACAAUGUACACUCCCUCGUUUCAAUGCAAAUACAUUUUUAACAUUUGUUAAAGGGAAGACGAUGGCCUUCAUAGGUGACUCCCUCGCAAGGAACCAUAUGGAGUCCCUCCUCUGUCUUUUAUCUUCGGAAGAAACUCCGAGAGACAUGUACAAGGAUGUUGAAGAUAAAUUCAGAACAUGGUUGUUUCCUCGUCAUAAUUUUACUCUUAUGGUCCUCCGCACUGAAUUUCUUGUCUUGGCUACUGAGAGAGUUGUCAAUGGUUCAUUCACUGGCGGAUUUGACUUGCAUUUGGACAAAUUGAAUGGCAAUUGGGCUCAACAUUUACCCAACAUAGAUUAUGCUGUUUUCUCUGAUGGACAUUGGUUUCUUCGGCCUAAUUACCUCUAUGAAAAUGGCAAACUUAUUGGAUGUGUUUAUUGUGGAGAAGUAGGGGUUCAAGAUCUUGGCCCUGGUUAUGCUAUCCGAAGAGCAUUCCAAGCUGCUUUCAAAUAUAUAAACGAGUGCGUGGAAUGCUCAGGUAUAGUUGUACUUUUGAGGACAUUCUCGGCCGGGCAAUUCGAGCAAGGAGCAUGGAAUGAAGGAGGAUUUUGCAACAGAACGAGGCCAUUUGCUAGAGAUGAAGUUAAAAUUGGUGAUCAAGAUUGGGAAUUUAGGAGCAUUCAAGUUGAAGAAAUUGAAAGAGCAAGAAAAGGAGGUCAAAAAAUUGGGAACAUGUUUGAACUUAUGGAUGUGACAAGAGCUAUGUUAAUGAGACCAGAUGGACAUCCAGGAGCCUAUUGGGGUAAUAAAUGGAUGAAGGGCUAUAGUGAUUGUAUCCAUUGGUGCUUGCCAGGGCCCAUUGAUACAUGGAAUGAAUUUUUAUUGGAAAUUCUCAGAAGAAGAAUACAACUAACUUUCAAUUCAAGUUCGUCAAGUGAAUUAAAUAGUCUCAUUUUUUAGAUUCAAAAUUUGGUUCUUUGGAUUGAGUUAGGGAGGACUUGUAUCAUGAGGAAUGAAAGUACUGGCUUUCAUCCUAAAUGAGUAACAAGUGUAAAUGAUGUAAUUGGAAAUCAGAAAAUUCAUGUAACAAACUGAAAAUAGUUUCAUAAAGUGGCUUCACUGGAAUGAAGCUAGUGAAGAUAAGUACGUACAGUACAAGAAACCUUAAUAAAAACUUACAAGUAAGAAGUAA